AUGUAUGUAAUUCACUCUUUAUCGAAGGGGAGAAGGCGAGGCUGGCGGCGAAUUCUUGAAGGUGAGCCAGUGACUGCCGAAGUUUCAUCGUUUUCACGAGUUGCAGGAAGAAAUGAAGAAAGGAAUCCACCCUCAGAUGCAAUGGAUCUCAUAUGUAACCCAAAGUGGGCGAUUGAUGCAUGUUAUGAUGACCAAAAUACACCAAGCUGGAAAAGUUUAUCACUUCAGAGCAAGACGCCAGAUGGCUGA
Messenger RNA from Lactuca virosa, 249 nucleotides. The record is from the annotation of a GenBank genome assembly. NCBI's taxonomy places the organism in Eukaryota, Viridiplantae, Streptophyta, Magnoliopsida, Asterales, Asteraceae.